UGUCAAUCAUAAAUAAAUAAAACAAUAUAAAUUAAAUAACAUAAAAUAAAAAUUGAAUAUAUAAAAAUUUAAAGUGUUUAUUAUGAGUUUUGAUAUGAAAUGAGGCAACGACCAUUAUCUGUGCGCAAGUAGACAUUAGUGCAGCUGUCCGGACGUACUUACGACCAAUGCUUUUAUAAGGCUUUCCGGAGGUUGCUUGCAAGCGAUUCUAUCUGCUCUAUUGUAAUUGAACAACCACCAAAGCGGGCUUUUCUACUGAUAUGGGGACGGCUGCAGGUACGUUUAUGGAGUCGUAGGUCCAGCCGGCCUGCUCGGAAUGAGUGCCGACAUGCACUGAUAACGCAAUUAGGAAGCCGAACUGCAGAUAUAUUAUCAGACCAUUGAAAUGUGUCCCUGGUUUUAUUUCGAAAUCAUGUUAGAUCUUGAGUCUAUCAUUGACAAGCCAAUCAAGCACCUGCUUGGACUAAUUUUUCCAAGCGAUACGACGAGAGCCAGAUCAACAAAUGACGAAUGUGCUAAUACUUUAAUCGGUAGCUAACAUUCUAUCCUAUUUGAUUAUUUCCAUUGUUGAAAGGUCUCGAAAAGCUAAGUGUGGAUACGCUGCUGCAGGACGAGAAGAGAUUAGAACUAUGCAACCCUACCAGAUCAAACGGGAACCAAGGAUCAGUGCAAGUGUUGCGGCAGGCAUAGACACGCCUCUCAAUAUUAUGUACAUGUGGGCAAUGCAGAAACGUUACAGCGGUGAUAUUUUGCCUAAAGAAGGUGUUUUCACCACUUACGAGCGUGGAUGGCUGCGGGACUUCAACCGAAAUACAUCGCACCAUCAGAUUUGUGAGCCAAGUAUAUUCAACUGACUAUAAUCGAGGUCGAAGCUAUUUCGUGAUUACGCAAUAGAGGUCUGAUACCACCCACUGUUCGGACUCGAUAUUACUUAUCGUCCAACAUCACAUGUUCAACAGAUGCUCAGUUCCUGAUAUUUCGACGGCAUUUAUCUGGCCUACGUCACUCUUCUAAAUUAAGAGUUGGUAAGUAUAUCCAUGUAGCCAGCCCCGAGUUACAUAGAUCAAUUUGUCAUAUUUCUGUUCCGUAAAAUUUCAUUACUUCUGUUAUCAAAUGCGCUCUACUGUCGUGAAACAACAGUCGGACAGCAAUGAUACCU
Messenger RNA from Sclerotinia trifoliorum, 1159 nucleotides. NCBI's taxonomy places the organism in Eukaryota, Fungi, Ascomycota, Leotiomycetes, Helotiales, Sclerotiniaceae. The record is from the annotation of a GenBank genome assembly.